Messenger RNA from Capra hircus (goat), 1819 nucleotides. It is a transcript of the gene RALY, whose product is annotated as RALY heterogeneous nuclear ribonucleoprotein. Gene Ontology annotation, molecular function: RNA binding. Bases 558 to 1451 code for a protein of 297 amino acids. Gene Ontology annotation, cellular component: nucleus. NCBI's taxonomy places the organism in Eukaryota, Metazoa, Chordata, Mammalia, Artiodactyla, Bovidae. The transcript has 10 exons. The record is from RefSeq and is a predicted model, not a curated record.
GUUGAGGGGGUGGGAAGAGCAGCUGCGUCUCGGGAGCCAGGCUGUUAGGGCGGGGCUGCGGACGCCGCGCGAGCGUCGCCGGGCUCUUUUCUGGAGACCGAGGCGAGGGCAAGGGGUGGCUGGGCCCUGGCCGGAGCGGCGAGCCGGGGCGAGCUGAGAGAAGCCGCUCCGGGCACCCCCACCACCGCGCGCCUCAGUGGUCCGGGCCAAGGGAAGGACUCGCUGCUGCUGGGCUCGCACCGCUGUCAGUGCGGCGGGGUGCGCGAGCAGCGCGGGCGCAGGGCGGGCUGAGCUGAGAGAAGCCGAGGGGGCGACGGGGGCGACUCCCGCGCUUGUACUCAGCUCCUCACGCUGCGGCCGGGGCCGCCUUCUUCCUCCCUCCCUCACUCCCUCCCUUCCGCCCCCGAGUGCGGCGGCACCGCCUCCUUCCGCGCCGCGCGGCUUCCUCCAGACCUCUCAGCGCGGGUGAGCCCUCUUCCCUGAGGCAGUUGGUGCUGACCCUAUAACACAAAAGAAGAACUUGCUGGCUGAGCUCAGCCUUGCUACUGGUGGCCAACAUGUCCUUGAAGAUCCAGACGAGCAACGUAACCAACAAGAAUGACCCCAAAUCCAUCAACUCUCGGGUUUUCAUUGGAAACCUCAACACAGCUGUGGUGAAGAAGUCAGAUGUGGAGACCAUCUUCUCCAAGUAUGGCCGUGUGGCCGGCUGUUCUGUGCAUAAGGGCUAUGCCUUUGUCCAAUAUGCCAACGAGCGCCAUGCCCGGGCAGCUGUGGUGGGAGAGAAUGGGCGAGUGCUGGCUGGCCAGACCCUGGACAUAAACAUGGCUGGAGAGCCGAAGCCCAACAGACCCAAGGGGCUAAAGAGAGCAGCAUCUGCCAUAUACAGUGGCUACAGCUUUGACUAUGAUUACUACCGGGACGACUUCUACGACAGGCUCUUCGACUAUCGGGGCCGCCUGUCACCAGUGCCAGUGCCCAGAGCAGUCCCUGUGAAGCGACCCCGGGUCACCGUCCCCUUGGUCCGACGUGUCAAAACCACCAUACCUGUCAAGCUCUUUGCCCGCUCCACAGCCAUCACCACCGGCACAGCCAAGAUCAAGUUAAAGAGCAGUGAGCUGCAGACCAUCAAGACAGAGCUGACCCAGAUCAAGUCCAACAUUGAUGCCUUGCUGGGGCGCUUGGAGCAGAUUGCCGAGGAGCAAAAGGCCAAUCCAGAUGGCAAAAAAAAGGGCGAGAGUAGCAGCGGCGGUGGCGGCAGCAGCGGCAGCAGUGGUCCUGGCGGCAGCAGCAGGCCCCCGGCCCCCCCGGAGGACACAGCUUCUGAGGCGGGCACGCCCCAGGGAGAAGCACAGGCUCGAGACGAUGGUGAUGAGGAGGGGCUGCUAACACACAGCGAGGAAGAGCUGGAGCACAGCCAGGACACAGACGCGGAGGAUGGGGCCUUGCAGUAAGCAGUCUGACAGGAGCGAUGGCCACCAGCAGGAGAAAGGCGUGCACUGUACCAGGCCUCAAGCUGGGCACCCACCCCUGGAUAGCACCCUCAGCGGGUCCCAGAGGAGAGCUGGCAGCAGGCACCACCUCCCUCACGUGUAUCAGCCAGUGGCGCAUUCUCUGCAGGUGGAGUUAUCAGCAUCCCUUCCUCACGUACCCUCCCUGUUGGUACUGCCCAGGCCAGAGGGCAGAGCACAGUCUCCCUACACUCUGCCUCCCCUCCCCAGGACAUUCCCAGGCUUGGGGUUUUUCUAUAGGUUUGGAGCGGGGUGGGGCCCACAGGGAGGGGACCUUGACAAUAAAGAGAUUGGAUCCCAACUUGCUCUGA